AAGAGAAAAGUUAAAGAACUUUUCACUUGCCUUCCAGCGCGGUAAAAGUGUCGUUGUAGUACGUAUAGAUGGUAUAGUAGCUGGAGAAGAAAUUCAGAUUCCUCUUUUCCACAGUUCUUCAGCUGAAUGGUUGAUGCUCUGAUUCCGAUUCCAGAAUCAUUCACUAGAGAGCAUAAAAACUCAGUCGACGAUGCACUGUCUUUUUCCUUCUCUUCUGAGUGACUUUAACCGUUCCUUCUUCGCCCCAUCUUCUCUCACGGGUCUGAAGGGGAUUAUAAAAGCUUCAUCGGAAAAUUCUGGCCGGAGUUUGCCCAGGAAGUCAGCGGAUAGUCGCAGGCCUAGGAAGGCCAUUGUCUCUGCUCGUCGAGCUCAAGAGCAGCGCCUCGUCCAGGAAGAAGCUCCGCAAAUGCUGGAAAGUCUACCAUCACUCAGCGUUUCCCAGGGUGUAGCUCAUCCAUUAGGAGUAUCAGAAGUUGAAAAUGGGAUUAACUUUGCAAUCUUUUCUCGGCAUGCUUCUGGAGUUACUCUCUGCUUAAUCCUUCCUGAGAGGACAAUUUAUGACACCCUUGAUGCUGGGACCUUUGAAUUGGCAUUGGAUCCCCAGACAAACCGAACUGGGGAUAUAUGGCACAUAUGUGUUGAGGAUCUGCCCCGUAGUGGAGUACAUUACGGGUAUCGUAUUGAUGGUCCUCGGAGUUGGAAUCAGGGACAUCGCUUUGAUUAUAGAAAUGUUCUAAUUGAUCCCUAUGCAAAACUAAUUGAAGGCCGUCGGCUAUUCGGAGAUGUUUCCAAUAGGAUGAGCCCAUUUUAUGGAACUUAUGAUUUUGAUAGCUUGCCUUUUGAAUGGGGUGAUAACUAUAAGCUUCCACAUAUUCCUGAGAAAGAUCUUGUGAUAUAUGAGAUGAAUGUCCGUGCCUUUACAGCUGAUGAAGCAAGUGAGCUGGAUCCAGACAUAAGGGGGAGCUACCUUGGUGUGAUAGAAAAGAUUCCACAUCUUUUAGAGCUCGGCAUCAAUGCAGUUGAGUUACUGCCUAUUUUUGAGUUUGAUGAAUUGGAAUUCCAAAGGAGGAUAAAUCCUAGAGACCAUAUGAUCAACACGUGGGGUUAUUCUACAAUAAAUUUCUUUGCUCCAAUGAGUCGUUAUGCAAGUUCUGGUGGGGGCCCUGUUAAUGCUUCUAGGGAGUUUAAAGAAAUGGUUAAAGCAUUGCAUGCUGCAGGAAUAGAGGUCAUCUUAGAUGUUGUCUACAACCAUACAAAUGAAGCUGAUGACGAAAAUCCGUACACAACAUCAUUUCGAGGCAUUGACAACAAGGUUUAUUACAUGGUGGAUGUAGACAACAAACCCCAGUUGCUGAACUACUCAGGCUGUGGAAACACAUUGAAUUGUAACCAUCCUACUGUGAUGGAGCUUAUACUUGACAGCUUGAGGCACUGGGUCGCGGAGUAUCACGUGGAUGGGUUUCGGUUUGAUCUUGCCAGUGUUCUUUGUAGAGGAAUCAAUGGCACUCCACUCGAUUCUCCCCCAAUUAUAAGGGCCAUUGCUAAAGAUAGCGUCCUCUCUAGGUGCAAGAUAAUUGCUGAACCAUGGGAUUGUGGAGGCCUCUAUCUUGUUGGAAAGUUUCCAAACUGGGAUCGAUGGGCCGAGUGGAAUGGUAUUUAUCGUGAUGAUAUAAGAAGAUUUAUGAAGGGUGAUGCCGGCAUGAAAGGAAGUUUUGCAACUCGAGUUUCAGGCAGUGCUGACCUUUAUAAGGUCAACAAGCGAAAGCCAUGCCAUGGUGUCAACUUUGUUAUUGCACAUGAUGGUUUUACUCUCUAUGAUCUUGUAUCAUACAACAGUAAGCACAAUGAUGCCAAUGGUGAAGGUGGCAAUGAUGGAUGUAAUGACAAUUUUAGCUGGAAUUGUGGAGUUGAAGGAGAAACAUCUGAUGCCAAUAUAAAGGCAAUUCGUUCAAGGCAAAUGAAAAAUUUCCACCUUGCACUGAUGAUAUCUCAGGGAACUCCUAUGAUGCUUAUGGGGGAUGAGUAUGGUCAUACCCGUUAUGGAAAUAACAACAGCUAUGGACAUGAUACCGCCAUUAACCAUUUCCAAUGGAGACAGUUGGAAGCCAGGAAGGAUGAUCAGUUCAGGUUUUUCUCAGAGCUGAUAAGAUAUCGUUUGAGCCAUCACCAUUUUAGAAGAGAACAUUUUAUUGGCAAGAAGGAUGUGACAUGGCACGAAGAUAAUUGGGAUAACUAUGAGAGUAAAUUCCUUGCGUUUUCGCUUCAUGAUGGCAAUGGAGACAUUUAUUUGGCAUUCAAUGCACAUCACUACGCUGUUAAAGCUGCAUUACCUUCACCACCAAAUAACAGACAAUGGUACAGAGUGGUGGACACAAACCUUGAGUCUCCUAAUGACUGUGUCAGGGAUGGAGUUCCAGGCCUUCGUGGAACAUAUAACGUUGCACCUUACUCUGCAAUUCUCCUUGAAGCCAAACGUUAAUCAUACUCGGGGUUUGGAACAAGGAGAUGCAAGAAAUCCUACCAAAGGGAAGAAUCUCACACCGACCAGGUUGUCGUUGUGGAUACAAUAAAUGGCAACCUCUGUUUUGUGACCAGUGUUGAUGAUAUGGAAGGCAUGAAAAUUGAAAACCUAUAUCAUGAGGGGCUCACUAUGGCAGAUGGCGUGGCCACCCAAACGUUUACCUUAACUAUGUAAUGCUCUGUAUAGUUUUUUUUUAUUGCAAUUCCUGUGUAUGAUAUCGUGAUGAUGGGAAUACCUAAAAUAAAGCAUCACAUAGUACGAUUAAGCAGCGCUAUAAAAGGCAUGAGCCCUGCUGCCGACCAAGUCCCAGGUCUUAGAAGUUUGGGCUGGUAAUUGGUUAAUAAGAGAUCUAGACAUGAAGCCAAAUGUGAAAGUUCAUAAUAGCACUAGAACUUCCAUAUUUUUAUUUCUAAAAUAGGACUAAUUACUGUUAUGUUUUGGUAGUACCAGACUUCAAACAUGGCAGUAUUUUCCAAACUUGGCAGUAAUUACUCCUAUUUUGGGAAUAAAAAACAUGACAGUCCUAUUUUGGAAUUUCUAAACUCUUUUAGUCCUAUCCCGGAAACUUUCUCAUGAUACUUACCAUAUGGAACUUAAUUUUUCUUUUUGCAAUCAAAUGGAACUCAAUUCCAACUAAAAAA
Messenger RNA from Cuscuta epithymum, 3162 nucleotides. NCBI's taxonomy places the organism in Eukaryota, Viridiplantae, Streptophyta, Magnoliopsida, Solanales, Convolvulaceae. The record is from the annotation of a GenBank genome assembly.